UACACUGAACCCCCCUGUCCUCGCACCACCCCUGCAUCUUCCCCGUUGGUCCAGGCUGGAUCGUUGCGCUGCAGCAUCAGCGGAUGAUCUCGAGUCAAGGCCGGGCCGAUGCGCCCUCCACCAGCCGCAUGUUCGCGCACACCGGUAUCACAAAGCCUUCAAGGAACGCACCGGGGGAAUGCACGGGACAUCAACAUCAUUUUUGGCAUAGCCACCGAUCAAAAACGGAUAACCUUACCAAAGCUUUCUGACUGGAAUCACUGCACGCUAGCAGCAACAUCACUUGGCAACACAGGGAGACGUGCUCCGUGCUCUUCAGCUGACCACCACGUACAUUUCUGUGUUUGCUGGAUGACACAUCCCAAAGCUUACGGAUGUUGAUAUUUGAUUUGAAGUAGGGGAAUACAUGAACGCAUUUGCCGCUUUAUGGGAAAACUGGUUAUAAUGGUCAACCCCGUGGAGCUCAUGCUUUGCAGUCAGCACAAUCAAGGUGACGGCAGCUAGCCCGUUAGCUCACGAGCUACUUGUGUAAUGUAAGAGGAAUAGACGCAUUGAAUGAUAUUUUGAAAUAUCUUCAGUCGAAAAACGAAAACAGAAAGAACACGUGGAGUGUCUGAAUUUUUUUUUUUUUCGUUUGCACGGUGCCCUUCCUCAGUAGGCAGCAGCGCUCGUCCAUUACAGAUUAUGUAUCUGGUAUAAACCUGACAUAUCUAUGAGAAUUAGGUAAUAGUUUUUAUCAAACUCGCAUGUAUUUUCAUUGUUCAUCUAAAUAUACUUGUGUUAACUCAACAAAACACGUGUAGGAUGGCAUAUCGAUGCUGGCAUUGCACUGUAGGCUACAUUUUAAUAGAGACUUUUGUGCUUGUAUCUGCCAAGCCUUAUUGUUGUAUCAUCACCGAUAUUUAUUUUAAACACUAGCUUUAACACAGGUGAAUCGGUCAGGUUGAAAACUUCUCGUAUCCGAUAUCUGCACACACAGAGCGCUGGUAGCUUAAGAGCAGUGUGUAUGCAAACGCUUUGGACGGACUGAUGAUUCACUCUCUACGGGAAUAUGAGGAAGUUACCCUGAAUCGAGGCACCGGGGCUACCGCGAGCAAAUCCCACAAGUUCAUUCAAAACCUGACGAUUCCCGAUGGUGAAAUUACCCAGCGGGUGUUUGAUGAGCAGCAAACGAAAGCCGACGACCGUCGGGUCGCCCCUGAAGUCGAGCUGACAGAAGCUGGUGGGGUUUGUUUGAAAGGCUGAAGCAGGGUGUGACCGCACUUCGUUUAAAUGUUACAUGCAACUCUGUAUAUAUUAGCGAAGCUCACUAUGAACGCAGGCUGCAGUUUUUUCGUCAACCCAUGUGGAUGACACCGCAAACAGCGGGAUACGUACAGCGUCGCCGAGCCUAAAUUUGAUUUUUAAUUCAACGAGAAUAGGUUAGUUGGUCAUGUAGCCGGCUGCACAUGGCCGACUGAUGUCUAGGGUGUCGAAUCUUUUUUUAGUCGGUGUUGUACGUGCACGUGUAGAUGUAUAGUGUAGUUAUUUUGGCGUCGUCGUCGUGACUGUUUCAGGUUGCUAUGGCAUUUUUAAACGGACCCCGACUGCUGGACUGGGCGAACUCUCCUCCACAUUUACAAUUCAACAAAUACGUCCUGACUGGCUAUAGACCCAUCUCCUCUGUCCAGGAGUGUGUUAGAAGUCUCUUCUAUCUUCACAAUGAGCUGGGCAACAUCUACACACAUGGAAUCCCACUGCUCUGCUUCCUGGUGCUGCUCCCACUCAACAUUCCCUGGUCUCAGAUCAGUGUGACGUGGCUCGGCGUGGUGCACUUCCUGGCCUGUUUGUCCCCACAGCUGGGAUCAGUGGUCUACCAUCUCUUCAUGAACCAUGAGGGCGGCGAGCCCGUCUACAAAACUCUGCUCACGCUCGAUAUGUGUGGAAUCUGCAUGAUCAACACACUAGGAGCUCUGCCUAUCGUGUACAUCACUCUACUUUGCUAUCCCUUCACCCGCACAGCUGCUCUCCUGGUCUACAUCUUGCUAUCCAGUUACGCCAUCUACUGUGCCAUCACAGCACGCAGCAGAGUGCGACGGCUGCGCUCCUUCGCCUGGCAAGCACUUUUCCGCUUCUCGUUUUUCCUACUGCGAUGGGCGGGUGUCGGCGGAGGGAGUCCCACCUCGUUGCGUCACUUUGUAACCAUGGAUGCACUGGCGGUGUUGGGCGGGAUCAUCAAUAUCACUCGAAUUCCCGAGCGUUUCCGCCCGGGCCUCUUUGACUACUGGUGCAACAGUCAUCAGAUCAUGCAUGUGCUGGUGGUGGUCUCCAUAAUGUACCUACACUGGGGGGUGCUGGACGAUCUACUGUGGAUCAACAGCCAUGACUGUCCCUCAUACUAAAGGUGACCCUGCUGGUCUGGAUUUGUGGGUAACGGGGCGUGAGGACCUCUUUUAGUAAUGUUUGGAAUGCGACGUAUUGGGCUCAGAAUAGUCGGGUGGGGGGUGUCUGUUGUGCUUUGUAUAUAAAUGUGUGCACGAAAGUCCAUAAGAAGUUUUUUACAUGUUUUUAAGGGGACACCAGUGCCAGCCUCGACACACGUGCUUGUUUGUGCCAUUAGUAGCCAGAAUGUACAUAUCUGUGUUCGCAUAAACAUCGUCUGUGCAUGGCACUGUUGAGAUCCGCUAGGUCAAGCAGAGGCUGAUUUUUCUAUUUAUUUAUUGACUUUUAGACAUACAUACACUCACAUUUACAUGUACACAUGCAUACACGCACACACAUAAGAGUAUGACAUUAUUUGAUGUCAUAUAUUCACCAGCGUUGAAAGCUUUUAUUAUAUAGCCUCUAAGCUUUAAUCGAGCCCAUAAAUGAUUGGCUCUCGAAAAGCAAGAUUUAAACCAUCAGAUUCAAGAUGACGUUUUUAAUUUUGCUGGUGACACGAACGAGAGAUCACUGGUGCAGAAAUGGUGUAUGCACUGAAUUAGACCAACAGUUUGCUACUCUAUUGCAGACUAUGCAGCAUAACAAUUGUUACAUCCAUGCUCAUAUACUACUAAUGCUACACAUACACACACACGCACAUAAAAUGUACUGUAUGACCAGUCUCACGGCAACAUUUACUGGAAAUACUUGAGUUAAUUUAUUUCUCGUCUGCAGGUUUGGGUCCAUAUUUAUUGCAUGAAAGGCAAAGGGGUCAUUCCUUGGUUUGUAGCCGUGCCAUAAGUGUUUUCUGGCAUUACUCUGUGUAUGUUUACCAUCUAUAAAGGGGCAUUUAUUUAUUGUGUUUUACAGAUGCAUAACUUUACAAGUUCCAUGCAAAAAACCUGCAAAAGAUGUUUUACUACAGAACUGAGAGUCUGUUUAAUUUUGUACACUCGUAGUUUUAAUAUUCUAAUCUUCAAUUUGGAAGAUUCGAUUUUUGUACCGCUCUAAAUUAGAUCUCAUUUCUCUUUUAACCUUCAACCUCAAUUAUCUACGUAACUUCGGAUUCAACACAAGGCAAAUCAUUUUUUAAUGCCGUUUUGUUUGCACAAAAGCUCUGCCGGUCAUCUUCCACCCCUGCAGACCUGAUGUUGUUUUUCAAUAGGAAUAUUACACUAUGAAUUUCCCAAUGAAGACAAAUGUCAUGUCAUCAUAAUGCUGAUACUGCUCACUAAAGUCAAACUGAUGUCGUAAAUAUUUAUUAAAGCAACUCCACAAAUGGUUUCAUUUUAGCUUAUGUUAAUAAUUAGUUAGUAAAUAUUAUUAAACUGAAUGCAGAAUGGCCCAUGUCUUAAGUUUAGUUGCAUAAUUGACUAAGCUGUUUACAGCACUAAACCUGAACAAAAGUCAAAGGCCCUGUCCCAAAUGGCCUUCAUGUGGUCUCGUGGCCUUAAAAUGAACAUGCUCGCUUAGUCUACGAGUCCGUAGGGUGUCCCAUCUGUCAUUUUAAGCUCUGAAGUGUGCUCAUCAGCACCCCAUUUGCACCCUUUAUGUGCAGCAGGGUUCACGCACUUUACCAACCAUGAAGUCCUUGCGAAAGACCAAUCAUACGUUGGAAGGGAGGAGUUCACACUGAUGGGCAACUUCUCUUCCUAUUUCUGGCGUAACGCUCCAGUCCCAAAAUACGACUUCGGUGUGCCCUCGUGGACUCAAGGGUCCCUAAGGUCUGUGUGGACACCACAUGUCCUGAGUGUGCCAUUUGGGACAGGGCCUUCUUCUUAUUCAAACCUACUGAGAAUGUUAUGUAGUGAGAGUAAAUCAGUUCUUAUCAGCAGAUUGCACUAUGAAGAUGUUGAUUCAAAUGGACUGUAUUAUGAAACUGCACUUUUUGCACAAAUGGGUUUGUUACCAUAAAAUGCGUUCGCAGGACAAACCAAGGAUGACUCCUUUGAUCUUUCUUAAUGAAGUAACAAACAAAGUGUGAUAGAGUCACUGAUGCUAUCACAGUGUAGCUUUUAGACUAAACACCAAUGAGGCCCACUAUUCAUUUCCUUAUUUUAUCAUGUUUGGCAUUACAUAGUUAUUUUAUAUUUAUUAUUUAUGUUUAUCUGUUUGAAAAUGUUACUAGAUAUUAUAUUUAAAUUAUUUUCGUUUUUUAUUUGUUUUUUUAUUACUCAACCACAGCACUCUGAUAGUCAACCUUUAGCAAAGGUAUUUGUGUAGAAUCAGUGCAUGUUAGUGUUGCUCAGAACAAACACCAACUUAUGUAUACUCUAUGCCAAAUUAACUGUUUUGGGACCUCAGGUGUCACACAUAAUGGUCCUCUUAUGUCAGUGGCUUUAAAUACAGACUGCUGUCACAUAUGUUUUUGGUAUUGACUUUUAAUACAGUCCCUCAGAACAAGGCACAGUAACCCCAAACCCUUUUAUGUUAUCGGAUUAAAUAACAAACAUUAGACUUUAAAUGAAGUGGUGCAUGAUAAAACAAAGAUAAAUUGAUCCCCUUAAAUGCAACAUAUACGAUUUGCAUAUUUAGAUGCUUGCGCAAUGCAACCACUGACAUAUGUGCUUAAUGUGGUGAACUGACAUUAAAUAUAUUUGUCUAAUAAUGAAUGGGAAUGAAGUAAGACAGCAGCCUAGAGGCAAUACAACCAUAUCAAAUAAUUAACUGCACUGUACCAAAGGGCUUUGGAUCAAAGUAAGAACCAGUUAAAAAGUAAAAGUCUAUAUAGGUAAUGUAAAUACCUGUAUGUAGACUGUAUAUGCAUAAAAUGCUAGCAGCAUAUACUGACAUUUUUAUAUACACACAGUAAUAUAUAAAGCAACAAUGUUAUACAAAAACAUAUGUUAAUGUAUCUCAGAGGGUUCUCACUUAAUUUGAAUUUAAUUGUCCAGUUUUAUUUCAAAGAGAUAGUAGAGAUCCUUUAACUAUUCGAUAUUCGCAAAAUGACCAUGACCGUAUUUAAGGUCUGACAGGAGCUCUAACAAUGCUGUCAUGUUAUGUAGAUACCAUCAUAGUAACAUGAUGUCUGUAAUGUACGUCAUUACCACCGUUUUUUAUUUUACAACUGACAGUUUAAAAGAGAUGAUAGUAUAGUUUGGUUGGCAUAAUCUCUUUUUUAACAUAAAAGUUUGGAGAGUUUGCAAUACAAAUGUUUUGGUUUGAGAUAAGGGGUCUUGAUAUGUGAAUACCUCUGAAACCAACUGGAUAACUAUGCAUAAUCCAAAUGUGUACAUAUAUAUAUACACACCAACAUGUUUGUACAUGUGAAUUCCAAAAAAGGAGACGUUUUACUAGUCCUAAAAGGAAACAGUCUGUGUAUUCACACGAACACGUUUUGCUCAGAGUGACAUCUUUAUCAUGCCAUCCUGGGGUCUCUUCUUCUCAGGGUGCCCUGUCAGUGCUCACUUCUUAGUGACCUCAACAACUGAUUUUGGGCCUGAUUUCUUUUUAUUCCGUUAUGUGGUUUUUUGCUUGUUCUCGUUUAAAAGACUAAAACAAUGAUGGUUUGACAGUUAUAUGUCUGUAAGGGCAAAGGUCACGAUGGCAAAUCAGUCAUCAGGCAUUUGGACCAUGCAUCCCAUUUGAUGCACAUUGCCUUUGUUGGGCCUUGAAUGUGUCCUUAAAUGCUGAUCAAGAAUGUGUUUCUUUUCGUAGUUGUUUAGUGAAGAACUGUGAGAAUGUGCAGUGCAUGUUAUACUUGAGAGGAAAUGGAUUGCAUCACAAACCGUGUUUUAGAUGAGGAACAAGGAUGUAACUUCUCAUGGAUGAUGUUCUCCUGUCUGUAUAUUCUAAUGUCCUGUGGUAAACAAAAUAAUGACAUGAUGUAAGAAACUAUAAUAACAUUUUUUCUUAGUAUGCAGGUGCUGGAUAGCCUGUUCAUGAUCAUUUAAAACGACUCAUUGUUAGUUACAUUUGGCAUUAUUAUUAUUAUAAUGAUGGAUAUAUUGUUAUUAUUACUAUUAUUAUGAAAUGGGGACGCUAUUAAUGAUAAUCUUAAUUUACGUACAAAGGCUGAGAAUACUAAUGCACAUAGGAUGACAGAAGGUAUCUGAAAGAUCUGUCCACUUUCUUUUGUUUUACACUGCUUUCCGUUAAAUUUAAUUGCUUAGCGCCAUCUAGUGGCCACAGUGCUGUAAUGGCAAAAUUGUAUGUUCAGUUUCUACAGUGUUGACCUACACAGAAUAAAUUCAGUCACUUAGGUCACUUUCAAAACUCCACUAGCCAUUAUUCUUUAUUUUAGUUUGUUUUAUCACUCCUUAUUUACUACAAAAAUGUCUUUUAAUGGUUUUAUCUACAAGCUUUGUAUGUCUGAUAUGGUUUAUUUUAUAGGCCUUAGAAUCUCUGUCUAUAUGUUUGUUCACAGUUACAUUUGUUCACACAGACAGAUCUUCCAAACCCCACGGUCUCCUGCAGCUAAUGUGCAAUAAAUUGAGGUUUAUAUUUUUAAA
Messenger RNA from Paramisgurnus dabryanus, 6851 nucleotides. It is a transcript of the gene paqr4a, whose product is annotated as progestin and adipoQ receptor family member IVa. Gene Ontology annotation, cellular component: membrane. The record is from RefSeq and is a predicted model, not a curated record. Gene Ontology annotation, molecular function: signaling receptor activity. NCBI's taxonomy places the organism in Eukaryota, Metazoa, Chordata, Actinopteri, Cypriniformes, Cobitidae.